This is a messenger RNA of Paramuricea clavata, 417 nucleotides long. NCBI's taxonomy places the organism in Eukaryota, Metazoa, Cnidaria, Anthozoa, Malacalcyonacea, Plexauridae. The record is from the annotation of a GenBank genome assembly.
AUGAAUCAAAUGGAGCAUAACUGCAAAAUCAAAGACUACAAACGCUAUGAGGAACCCAGCCCGUACGUGCAAACAUUGUACGCUCUGAACUACCCUCAGAGCUACCCGAAUAAGAAAGAACAAGAUCGUUUUUGCGACAGAUUCACACAAAUCCACUGGAAGAGCGAGAAAAGGCCGACUACUUUGCCAUCACAGAGUGGUCAGCUCCGUUAUCUGAGACAAGAGGGGUUUGGAGUUGUUUCAAACGAGACUGCAGAAAGACGAGACGAGCACUGGCAUCGCCAGGAACACGUUAGGGAAGUUGGAAGGAAGAUUGAUGUUGCCAGGGAAGAAUUUGCUCGCCAAGUUGCUCGGGAAAGACCAAAGUAUCCGGACUAUAGUGGCAGAUCACAACCACUUUAUAAAAUUGUCAACUAG